AAUCAUAUGCCGGAAGGGGCCAAAAUUAGCACAUAAACCCGAGGCCAGGCAGUAGAGUGAAGUUUGAGCAGGAUGGAAAUGGAGAGCAGCGAGAGUCCAAUUCAAACUACCAAGGGGGCUGCUGCAAAGUCCAAAGCUCCCCGCAAACCCAAACAAACCACCAGUGUCCUCAAGCAGAAAUCUCCAGCUGAAUUCUUUUCUGAAAACAAAUCCAUUGCUGGGUUUGACAAUCCUGGGAAGUGCCUUUAUACUACUGUUAGAGAGUUUGUUGAGAAUGCCCUUGAUUCCGCUGAGUCUAUUUCUGAGCUUCCUGUUGUCGAAAUUACGAUUGAAGAGAUUGGGAAAAGCAAGUACAAUUCCAUGAUUGGUCUUGCUGACCGUGAACGGGUUGAUGAGGAACUUUAUGAUGAUUUCGAGACAGCUAAGGCUCGCGAGAAACGACUUGCAAAGGAAGCUCGCAUACAAGAAAAUCAGGCGAAGCUUGCUGCCCUUGGUAAGAAACUAAAAGAGCCAACAUCUGCAAAGGCCAUUAAGGGUCGAGCGCAGGCCUCGUUUUACAGGGUGACCUGUAAGGAUAAUGGGAGAGGAAUGCCGCACGAUGAUAUCCCUAAUAUGUUUGGACGAGUUCUGUCUGGUACAAAGUAUGGCUUGAAACAAACCCGGGGAAAGUUUGGGCUAGGUGCAAAAAUGGCACUAAUUUGGUCCAAAAUGAGUACAGGACUUCCCAUUGAGAUCUCAUCUUCAAUGAAGGGCCAGAACUAUCUUUCUUUCUGCAGGCUGGACAUUGAUAUUAAUCGGAACAUUCCCCACAUUCACUUGCACGAGAAACGGGAUCUCAAGGAGCACUGGCAUGGGGCGGAAAUACAAAUUGUUAUCGCUGGAAACUGGACAACUUAUCGUUCAAAGAUAUUGCACUAUAUGCGUCAAUUGGCUGUUAUCACACCUUAUGCUCAAUUUCUUUUUAACUUUGUCUCAGAUGCAUCAGACAAAAAUGUCAGCAUAAGGUUUUCAAGAAGAACUGACAUAAUGCCAGCGGUUCCCCUUGAGACAAAAUUCCAUCCGUCAGCUGUUGAUUUACUACUCAUUAAGCGCCUUAUAACAGAAACAUCAAAACAAAACUUGCUGCAGUUCCUUCAGCAUGAAUUUGUGAAUAUUGGUAGAGCCUUUGCUGAGCGACUGAUCGGAGAGAUGGGUCCAGAUUUCAGCCCAAAAAUGCCUGUCAAAUCUCUAACCUCGCAGCAAAUAGUUCGUAUCCAUCAGUUGUUCCGUCAAGCCAAAUUUGAUGACCCUAGUGGAGAUUGCCUUAGUCCUGCUGGAGAAUACAAUCUUCGGCUUGGAAUUAUCAAGGAGCUGCACCCAGAGAUGGUUGCCACCUAUUCAGGAAGUGCUCAAGUAUUUGAAGGCCACCCAUUUAUCGUGGAAGCUGGAGUUAGUGUGGGCGGUAAAGAUGUUAAGCAAGGUUUAAAUGUUUUCCGGUUUGCAAACCGUAUUCCACUUUUGUUUGAGCAAGGUGCUGAUGUUGUGACCAGAACUGCCAUGAAGCGGAUCAAUUGGAAUAGUUAUAAGAUCAAUCAUACACAAGACAAAAUUGGCGUAUUUGUGAGCAUUGUAAGCACAAAGAUUCCAUUUAAAGGGACAGGGAAGGAGUAUAUUGGUGAUGAUAUAAGUGAGAUAGCUUCUGCAGUCAAGACUUCUAUUCAGCAAUGUUGCAUUCAGCUAAAAUCGAAAAUUGCCAAAAAAAUUCAGGCCCGUGAACAGCAGGAGAGAAAAAGAAAUUUGAGCAGGUAUAUUCCUGAUGCUUCUGGUGCUAUAUACGAUGUCUUGAAAGAAAUGACCACCUUGCAUGCAUCAAAGAAGAAACGCUACAAUGACGAGGACGCAGAACUACUGAAUAAAGUCUCAUCAAAGUUGAUAACGAAAGGUACCCUGAUGGAGAAACUUGCAGAACAUGUUGAACAGGUGGACUACGAGAUGGCGCUGGAAUAUGCAACACACAGAGGGGUGACAGAUGAACCCCGUGAAAAUUUAUUUAUUCAGUCGUUGAGAGACGAGAACAAGUUCACGGAUUUCCAAAGUCCCGUCUUCGUAUUCCGACUCUUUCAGUAAGCAUACAGUACAAAUUUACAUUUUUCCGAGCAAAGAUAAAAUUGUAAUGGACAUUAUUUCAGUCCUGUUAUUGUACCUUGAAAAACAAAAUUGUAGUACUUCCCACCAUCAACAAGAGUACUUUAGUAUACCGAUUUCAACUCAAAUGCAUCACUCUUUUUUU
Messenger RNA from Daucus carota subsp. sativus, 2269 nucleotides. RefSeq names its product DNA topoisomerase 6 subunit B. NCBI's taxonomy places the organism in Eukaryota, Viridiplantae, Streptophyta, Magnoliopsida, Apiales, Apiaceae. Gene Ontology annotation, molecular function: DNA topoisomerase type II (double strand cut, ATP-hydrolyzing) activity; DNA binding; ATP binding. The transcript is spliced from 19 exons. Gene Ontology annotation, biological process: DNA topological change. Bases 73 to 2106 code for a protein of 677 amino acids. The record is from RefSeq and is a predicted model, not a curated record.